GAAGCAACACGGUGGACCGUACGGUGCGAACAGAUGAACUAUGUUCUGACAAUGAAUGCAAGAAAACAGAAAAAGCAACCCAAGAAACGCAACACGCUGUAAAUGAAACACGAGACAACCAAAUAGAAGCUGAAAUCAAUGGUACAGAAAGGUAUGUCCAGGACGCCUUCCACCUCCACACAGGAAAUCCAGAUGGACAUGUUCGACCACCACGGAUCUCACUCGCAGGGGAAGUAUGCUAAGAGGAAGAGUCGCUUUAAGCGUUCUGAUGGCAGCACCUCUUCGGACACAACUUCAAACAGCUUUGUCCGGCAGGGCUCAGCGGACUCCUAUACCAGUCGCCCCUCAGACUCUGACGUGUCUCUGGAGGAAGAUCCUGAGGCCCUGAGGAAAGAGGCUGAUAGACAGGCGCUGGCCACCCUAGAGAAAGCAAAGACUAAGCCAGUUGCGUUUGCUGUGAGGACUAAUGUUGGUUACAAUGCAGGCCCUAACGAUGAUGUUCCAGUGCAGGGCAUGGCCAUUUCAUUUGAAGCCAAAGAUUUCCUGCACAUCAAAGAGAAAUAUAAUAAUGAUUGGUGGAUAGGGCGUCUGGUGAAGGAGGGCUGUGAGGUGGGUUUCAUCCCCAGUCCAGUAAAGCUGGAGAGCACUCGUCAGCUGCAAGAGCAGAGGAGUAGACAGAACCGCCUCAGCUCCAGUAAGUCUGGUGGGAGCUCCAGUCUGGACGUUGCCUCAGGAACACGCAGGCCCACCCCACCUGGAACAGCUGAUAUGUCCUCAGCGCUUUAUGAUGACUCAUCGGAUUUGGAAGCUGAGGAGGCGGAGCCUGUUGACAUGCGUGACCGCAAGGGCGUGGCCGGCAGUGUCACUUCCCCUCAGGGCAACAUACCCCGUCUGCCCUUCUUUAAGAAGAUGGAGCAUGUUCCUCCCUAUGACGUGGUGCCUUCUAUGAGACCCAUCAUCCUGGUGGGACCGUCGCUCAAAGGCUAUGAGGUGACUGACAUGAUGCAGAAAGCUCUCUUUGACUUCUUGAAACACAAGUUUGAGGGCAGAAUAUCCAUCACCAGGGUGACAGCAGACAUCUCGCUCGCCAAACGUUCUGUCCUGAACAACCCCAGCAAACACACCAUCAUCGAGCGCUCCAGUACCAGGUCCAGUUUGGACGUACUGGCUGAGGUGCAGAGUGAGAUAGAGAGAAUUUUCGAGUUGGCUCGGACUCUGCAGUUGGUUGCUCUGGACGCCGACACCAUUAACCAUCCGUCUCAACUUGCCAAAACAUCACUGGCUCCUAUAAUAGUCUACAUUAAGAUUGCCUCGCCCAAGGUACUGCAAAGGCUGAUUAAGUCCAGAGGUAAAUCUCAAGCCAAACAUCUGAAUGUGCAAAUGGUGGCAGCAGACAAACUAGCACAGUGUCCCCCUGAGCUCUUUGAUAUCAUAUUAGACGAGAAUCAGCUGGAGGAUGCAUGCGAGCACCUGGCUGACUAUUUGGAGGCAUACUGGAAGGCCACGCACCCUCCCAGCAGCAACCCCCCCAACCCCCUGCUGAACCGCACGAUGGCCACAGCAGCGCUGGCCGCCUCCCCCGAGCCCGUCUCCAACCUGCAGGGGCCAUUUCUGGUGCACAGUGAGCAGAAGAGGGAGGGGCCCGGUACAGAACGUGGCCUCCAGGACUACCAGACCGACCUGGGUGGCAAGCAGCCGCUGCGUUCCUCACGCAGCCAGUUGCACGCAGGGGGACGGGGCUUGUCACGGCAGGACACAUUCGAUUCGGAGACGCAGGGCAGUCGUGACUCCGCCUACACCGAUGACAUGGAGACAGAUCCAUACGAGGAACCGGACUCCUGCCGUGGCCGCUUAAACCCCGCCCACCACGCCCCCCGACAGGCGUCCUGGGAGGAUGAAGGGGCGGAGCCUGAUCAGGAGAACCUCAACAUAGCGCCGCCGAUGACCAAUCAGCACCAACGUGGGCGAGGCAAGCUGAGGGAGCGCUACUGUCAAGACGCAGAGGUGGGCGAGAGCACAGUGGGCCGCAACCAAAACCAAGAGGAGUGGAGCAGAGACGUGUACAUCCGCUAGAACCGUGAACCAGGGAGGAGGACUGGAAAAACGAGGAGAGAACAGAAGGGGAUGGCGGGAUGGUUUAAAGGAAUAGUUCGGUCGGAAAAAGCUAAUGUUGCUAACAAUGAAUGAAAAAUCAUCAAAUUAAGAUUUAUUAGAAAAAAAGGGUAACACUUCACUUCUGUUUGCUUCUACUUACUGGUUAUUAUUUCUGGUAAUUGUCAUGACAGAUGCCAUAACGUUUAAUGUCGUGACGGCUUAUGUCACAAGCUAAAUUUUGGCUGUGUACUUUAGUUAGCCAUCAUGACCUUAUGACAUGUAACGGUAACAUGACACUGUUAUAUUACUGUCCAUAAUCUGUCAUUUCAACCCAUGAUGGCAUAUAACAUGUUAAUGGCAUUAUGCCAACGCUAUGUAACAGGGUUCAGGUAAAGUGUUGGCAAAAGCUAAUGUUAGCUAAUGUUGCUAACAACAAAUGAAAAUCUACCAGUUACCACUAAGUAUAGAAAAGCUAAUGUUAGCUAAAAAAGCUAAUGUUAGCUCAUGUUAGCAUAUGUUUCUAAAUUAAAGAAAAUCUACCAACUAGCAUUAAGUAAAAAUGCUAAGGCUAGUCAAUGUUGCUAAAAACAAAUGAGCAUUAAGUAAAUGACAUUAGAUUAGAUUAGACCUACUACACAUGUUUACACAUAUAAAGUGCACAAACAAGGCAAAGGGCUGAAGACAUUUUACCAGUUGGGGGCUACUAGCCUCCAGUCAUUGUUAGCCACUUUAGCUUGUUGGUUAAACUAUUCCUUUAAGGCGGCAUAAGGGUUUAAAGUGGUAAGAAUGUCUAAAGCUGGAUUUGUUUACAACCCAGAGAAACCGUCACAGGAAAAACGCUGUACAGUUCAUACUUGCACCAAGCGCAUUAUACCAACCAGGCUUUCACUCAUCACAUAUUCACUCGGUUUUAUUUUGAGGGGAGGGAAGGGGGGCAAAGGUGCGCUCGUUUCAGUUUUUUUAUCUUUAUUUCUAUCUCACUUUGUGUAAUACUGCAUGAACCCUUACCAGUAAGAGGAUAGUUGCUGUUCCCAAGGAGAAUUAAAUAAGACUCAUAUAACCACAAAUUUGUGUGUGAGUGUGAGUGUGAGUGCGUGCGAGUGUGUACGGGUGCAUGAGUGUAUGUGUGUUUUUGUCCUCUGUAGUCUUAAUCAGGGUCUAUCUGAUACUAAAUAAGACUUUAUGCCCACUUUGGACUUCACUAGCCUCGAUUUCUAAGUUUUUGAGUUUAGUUCAAUUGACCUAUCUAGGCUCACAAAUGCCUUCUUUCAUAGCGACUGGAUUUUUGUUUAUAGCAAAAAACCUAUUCAAAGCUAAUAAGUUUAGUUCUCCAGUUAAAAAUGCUGCGCUAACAAGCCAUGCUGUUGUAGCUAAUUGAAAGUAGCCAGGUUGGAAGUGACAACAAUUUUGCCACCAUUCUAAUGUUAGCUCUAUUACAAAAAAAAAAAACUGCCACAGGUCUAUCCUAACAGUGUGACCUGUCACAUACAUACACAAUAAAUAUCAUUUGACAUUAAUAACGCACUCUAAAUUCACAGACUUUGACAAAAUCUGAGUGGUAUUCUACAAGAUCUCAUUAGCUUAAAUGAGAGUUUUGCAACAUUUGAAAGAGCGCAUUUGUGGGUGUAGCCUGAGUAGGUUAAUUCUGCAAUGGAACUGAAUGAAGUGGAAACUACAUUAAUAUUAAAAUAAAUUUUAUCCCUAAGAUAUUUCAUUUCACCUAGCAGAUAUAUUGGCUAAAAUGAAAGUGAUUUUUGUAUUUGAAUGCUCUACUGCCAUCUCAGUGGUGCAGUGGAUCCAGAUAAUCCUUUCACCUGGAAAUCGAGGCUAGAUCAAAACAGAUCUCUGCAAAGAGCUGCCAAUAUUUUUCAUGUAUAUACUUUCUCUGUUUCUUUGGAAAUUAUUUAUUAGAUGCUAGAAACUAUAUCACAUCUUUGGCCUGUUCUAGCUCCAUUGCUGCUAUGUGUCUUUCCAGCCUGUACAGUGUGCUGUUCUAAAACUCACUUUCGUGGUAUGAACAGCUUCAGUAAGGUGGCUAACACACACGAAAGCCCACCGGCAUUAACUUAAAUUAUGCUAACAGGUAUUAUUAUGCAAGAAAAAAAGAAACUUUGAAACUGCUUUAUUAAAUGUGAUAUCAUUUCCCACAUGUUUGAAGGAGUGUAACGUUACCAAACAUGAAUUGAAGAGUUCUAAAGAAUGGUCUAAAGCACUUCCAUCAAAGGCUAACACAGGUGACUGACAUUGUCGAGUAGAGGUUUGUGUUGUUAUUAUUAUGUGGCACUGUCCUGUCUCAUGUGUUCAUCUUCAUCUGCAGUUCAUGUGCCAGUCACCCAACUUAACCACUCACAAGUGCCGAAAUAUUUCACGAAACUACACCCACUGCCCACUGUGGGUCGUCUUAACUCAUAUUGACGUUGUGUGGGUGUGUUAUGAAAGUGUCGCCUCUCUGUUUUGGCUGUAGAGACAUGUCUGUGCUACUCUACUGGUUACUUUAGUUGCAGUAAGGUGCUGAUUGUGUGACAACGUCUACCACCCGUUUCAAUACUGGUUUUAACAAGCCCUCGCUCACUCCACUUGGCCUUACCAUUUAACUUUGGGGGAAUCCCCGAUGUUAUCUUAUGGCCUGUUUCCUUACUGUAUUAGCUCAAGUAAAGUGUGUUAGAUGAGCUCUCAGGAGGGCCAGGGAUCGAGUGAGCACAAGUGUCGACUUUAGGGGCAGAAUUUGCCCAGAAAUCACUGCGACCUGACACAUUACCUAUUUCAAACACAAAAAUGGAGGCAGUCAUGGUCUGGAGGUUGGGGAACCAGCCCUGUAACCGGAAAAUCGUUGGUUUGAUCCACUGAGCCAACAGUACGUGACUGAAGUGCCCUUUGGCAAGGCACCUAACCCCCAACUGCUCCCCGGGUGCUGUGGAUAGGGCUGCCCACUGCUCCGGGCACAUGUGCUCACUGCCCCUUAGUGUGUGUGAGUUAACUGCGGAGGUGAAAUUUCCCCACUGUGGGACCCUAAUAAGGGUCACUUGAUCUUAAAAAAAGGCUUAAGCCCCUUUCACACUCACAUACUUUUAUGAGUAAUGUUCGGGCUUUGUGUUGUUUGUGUCACAUUUGUACUAUUUUAUCAGGAUGCACACGUGCAUUCAUCUGAAUUAAUACAUUUUCUCUCGUUAAAACUGAAAAACUGUAAAAACUGGUCUGCUUUGCAGGCCAUGCUGCAUCACUUUUGUGCAAUAGCAACCAUGCACGCAUGCAAGGUAUUUUUUCACUCACAAAAAAGUCAACUGCAAAAGAGGAAAAAAAGCGUCACAGAAACCCUCAGCUUUGCCGAACAUAAUAUUGACGUCUUUGCCUUUCCUGAUAAAGUUUUGGCUUUUGCUCACAAAUGCGGCCUCCUUGUAAUUUGUAUUGGCUCUCAAGCAGGUACAUUUAUCGGGAUUUCGAUAACCUCUUACUGUUUUAUUACUGUUAAAUUAGUAAUAAACAAAGCCGUAUGAAAGCUGUAGAAGUUCACUACUUUAAAACUCUUAACAUUUGACUUGCCAAGUUUUAGGUAGCAAACUACUCAUUCUGAUAUACAGGAGUCCACUAGCUCACUGAGGCCAACCUGCCAGGGGUUAUUCUGCUCUUUGCUGUCUACUACUCCUCAAAUUCUGAGAGUGGCUGCUUGUGUAAAAUAGGUGUGACACACAUCCAAGUGGUGAGGGGAAAUUUGCGAGGGCAUGUUAUAAAAAAGUACUGAAACGGGGCCUAGAUUUCAACAUAGUCUGAAAACAAUUCAUACACACACACACACACACACACACACAGAGAGUAAAUCUUCUACUGCCUUUUUCUCCUGUUAUUGCCUUUUGUGUCUCUAUCUUUGUGGCCAUUUUAUAAACCAGGAUUGUAUGUGUGUGUGUGUGUGUGUGUGUGUGUGUGUGUGUGUGUGUGUGUAGGUGUGUGUGUGUGUGUGUGUGUGUGUGUAAAGGGGCAUUUAAAAAAAAGCCUUUGGUGUGCAGACAGUUUGUGAAAGUCUUUGAUGGGCCUAUUUUUACUCGCCUAUGUUUCAAAAAGGACAUCAUGCUGAUGAUGAAAUUCAGUAAAUAAUCUGAGUAAAUAGCUUAAUAAAUAAUGUUAUUGUUGCGUUAUCGCAAUUGUUAAUAUAUUGGAAAAAAAACAAAAACAUGUAAUCUUUGGUGCCUGAUUGUAGCUCCAUUUUGCUUUUUUUGCCUUUUGUUUUUAAUCUGUGGGUAAAUUCGUAUUUUAAUUAAAACUUUUAAUCAGAUUCAACCCUUUACUGUG
This is a messenger RNA of Colossoma macropomum (tambaqui), 6378 nucleotides long. It is a transcript of the gene cacnb1, whose product is annotated as calcium channel, voltage-dependent, beta 1 subunit. The transcript has 15 exons. Gene Ontology annotation, cellular component: voltage-gated calcium channel complex. The record is from RefSeq and is a predicted model, not a curated record. Lineage: Eukaryota; Metazoa; Chordata; Actinopteri; Characiformes; Serrasalmidae. Bases 139 to 2073 code for a protein of 644 amino acids. Gene Ontology annotation, biological process: neuromuscular junction development; calcium ion transmembrane transport; chemical synaptic transmission. Gene Ontology annotation, molecular function: protein binding; high voltage-gated calcium channel activity.